AUGACUCCCAGUGUCAGCCUGCUGCUGCUGCUCCUGCUCGGCCUCUCUCAGGCUCAUCCUGUCCAGGAGGAGGGAAUUGAAGAAGAUGUUCCCGAGGACACUAUGGACAUCACCACCGAGAUUCUGACCUCAAACAACGCCAUAGAUGAGACACCAUGGGAGGAAAUUGAAGAAGAAGUUCCUGAGGGCACCAUGGACAUCACCACCAGUAUUCUGACCUCGAACAACGCCACAGAUGAGAUUCUGCUCGAAGGAGACCUGGUUGCUCCAAGAACCAGGAACGCCAUGAAGUGCUGGUCCCAGAGCUGCCUGUGGAAGAAAGCCUCCAACGGUCAGGUGGUGGUCCCCUUCACCCUGAGCAGAGAGUUCAGCAGCAUGGAGAGGCAGAAGAUCGACCGUGCCAUGAAGGCCUUCGCCAGAAAGACCUGCAUCCGCUUCGUCCCCCGUCAGAACCAGUACGACUACAUCAGCAUCGAGAACAGAGGGGGAUGUUUCUCCUCUCUGGGCAGAGUGGGAGGCAGACAGGUGCUCUCUCUCAACAGGGGGGGCUGUAUCCAAAACGGAAUCAUCCAGCACGAGAUCAACCAUGCUCUGGGCUUCAACCACGAGCAGACCAGGAGCGACCGCGACGGAUACGUCAGGAUCAACUGGGAGAACAUCAACCAGGGGAUGGCCUACAACUUCUACAAGAAGGACACCAACAACCUGAACACUCCCUACGACUACUCCUCCAUCAUGCACUACGGAAGAACAGCCUUCUCCAUCCAGCGGGGGAAGGACAGCAUCACCCCCAUCCCCAACUCCAACGUCCGGAUCGGCCAGAGGCAGGGCAUGUCCUACUGGGACAUCAUGAGGAUCAACAGGCUCUAUAGAUGCUAA
Molecule: messenger RNA, 879 nt
Organism: Pleuronectes platessa (European plaice)
Lineage: Eukaryota; Metazoa; Chordata; Actinopteri; Pleuronectiformes; Pleuronectidae
Product: high choriolytic enzyme 1-like
Exons: 1
Coding region: 1-879 (292 amino acids)
Biological process (GO): proteolysis
Molecular function (GO): metalloendopeptidase activity; zinc ion binding
Source: RefSeq, a predicted model, not a curated record